GACUUCCCUCUGCCCACCCCAGUGUGGGCAUGCCAGGAAUGUACCUGCCACACCUCAGAGGAGGGGCCCCACAGGCCUGGCCCAGGAAGAGUGGACAGCAGGGGAGAGGAAGCCUUUUGGAGAGGGUGCCUGGUUGGGGUGGGGGACAGUGAGGGAAACCUCAAAGUCCUAGCCCUUUCCAGGAGCCAUACUUGUCAGCUGCCCUUCUGGAAUUCAAAUCUGCGGGGCGGUGUCUGAGGGCUGCCCCAACUCCUCUUUCCCCCAUUCUCCCUGGCUCUAGAACUGGAAUGGGGUCACCCCCUUGUCACUCGGGCUCCUGAACGGGCCACCUCUCAUACCCCAGUCCCCUCUUAGAGUCAGUGCCAUAAUCAUCACCCACAAAGACCCCAAGCAGUGACACCGUUUUUGCUAGUUUCCCCCUCCCCCCAUCUUCUAACCACGGAAUCCGCCCCGCCCCCCCAACCUUCCCUGCUGUGGCCCUUAGACCCCGUCCCCCACGGAGUCCCGCGGUUCUGCAAUCCCAAACACCCCGCUCCAGCCUCACACUCUUCCACUCAAGAGUAGCAGAGUGUCAGGGCCCUAGCCUUACCCAGGCUCCCCCUGGCACCCUGAACUGCUCUCCUGGGCGGGGUGGGGUGGGGCGGAGCAACCCGGGAGCUUUAAAGAGCCCCAAACAUAGUCUCCACCCAAGCCUGCUGCAUCUAUCCCGCCGGACAUCAUGGCCGAGAAUCCCAAACUCCAGCUGUUUGUCAAGGCCAGUGAAGAUGGUGAGAGUGUAGGGAACUGCCCCUUCUGCCAGCGCCUCUUCAUGAUCCUGCUCCUCAAAGGUGUCCCCUUCACUCUUACCACGGUGGACACCAAGAGGUCAUUGGAUGUGCUGAAGGACUUUGCCCCCGGCUCCCAGCUGCCCAUUCUGCUGUAUGAUGGAGAAGCCAAGACAGAUAACAUCCAGAUUGAAGAGUUCCUGGAGGAGAUCCUGGGGCCCCCCAAAUACCCCAGCCUGGUUCCUCGGUAUAAGGAGUCUAACAUGGCCGGUAAUGAUGUCUUCCACAAGUUUUCAGCAUUCAUCAAAAACACUUCUCCUUCUCAGGAUGAAGCCUUUUAUAGGCCCCUGCUUCGUGCCCUGGUGAAACUGGAUCACUAUCUGAACACACCCCUGGAGCACGAGCUGAUCCGGGACCCGAAGCUCACUCAGUCCAGGCGUCACUUCUUAGACGGCGACCAACUCACCUUGGCGGACUGCAAUCUCUUGCCCAAGUUGCACAUCAUCAAUACGGUGUGCACCUAUUAUCGACAGGCACCCAUCCCUGCUGAGCUCCAGGGGCUCCACCGAUACCUGGAAAAUGCAUUGCAGGUGAAGGAGUUCAAGUACACCUGUCCACACAGCUCAGAGAUCCUGGCUGCCUACGCGCCUGUGGCCAGAGCUCACCCCCCUGUGGGGCGCGCUCGCUGAGCUCUGCCCCCCCAAUGGAAUCCAUCCCAUUUGGCCUUCCCCAUCGCCCUGCUGCUCCUCCCUACACCUGCCUCUGGCACACGGACUUGCUCAUGCGUCGCCUCCCUCUGUGAGCACACAACCCAACCCACUGCUCCUCCACCAUUUUGUGCUUUUCUUCCAAAGCUGGCUGAAGCCAGGCCUUCCAGGAUUCCCUCUCUGAUGGCUACUCCUGGACUGGCCUGCCUCCCUCCUAGUGGCCUUGCACUCCUGGGUUGGCUCAGACUGUUCAUUUGCUUCGGAGGAGAGUCUUUGGUCACGUCUGUGUGCAGGUGUGACUCAUCCUCCUGGGGGCAAGGGCUGUGAACAGGCCCCGAUUACAGCCUCACCCCCAUCCCUGACCUGACCCCAAGUCGGCCCCCCUAGUCCUGGGGCCAUUCCUGGACUCUCCCGAUGACCUCUGGCUCUGCCUUCUACUCAGGCACCUCAGGAAUGGCACACACCCAAUACCUGUUAUCCCAGCACUAACACCCAUGGCGGGGCGGAGGCUCCCUCCCAGACACAGGGGGGAAUGAGGGCCCAGCCCCUUUGUAACUCUGCCCAGGGACCUGGGAGACCAGAAACGCAGCUCAAAACCAGUUGGGCUGGGGUGAGAACAGCAGCAAAGCUCUAGGGAGGCCAGGUGACAGGGCAGGGCGCAGAGGCCACCUCCCUGGGCCGGGUGGGGAGAAGAGUAAGAUUGUGAAUGUUCCCAGCCAGCUUGACCGCAUUCCCUGGCUCCUCUCUCCCAAUCCUAUCAGCUCAACCAGCUUGUGCUUCGGAAUCCCCUGGCCUGCCUCAGGCAUUUCUGGGGCUCUGGGAUAGUAGACCCCACUGGGGUAUGUCCCUGUUGCUCUGCUAACUGUGUGACUGUCCAGCCACAUGGAAUACAUCCGUCCGUCCGUCCGGUGGCUAAAGUCCUCUCCAGGUGUGGGGAGAGAUGAGGCUACGUUUGCAGACUCCUCAGCCUCAGGUUCGUGAGGACUGUGCUACUAGACAGGAUCAGAAGAGUUAGGUUCCCAAUUGCUGUGUGUAUCCUGUCCCUUCUCCUGAAAUCAGAACACAGGCUCAACUUCUGGCUUGGACAUUUAAUAGCUUUUUGUUUGGCCACUUCAAAGGCUCUUCCAGACUCAGUUUACUCACUUGUAAAGAUAACACUUCACUACUUAUAAAACCAGGCUGUUGUGAGGAAAGCGCAUCGUAAUUUUAAGGCAAUAUAAAAGAAACAUGAGCCAUUAAAUCCAAAUUGUUUCUGUCUACAUAUUUGUGUAUGGGAAACUGUAGACUGUAUGUGUAUUUACAAGUGUCUAUAUACAUAUCUUCAUGCCACUCUC
Monodelphis domestica (gray short-tailed opossum) is the source of this 2805-nucleotide messenger RNA. RefSeq names its product CLIC family member 3 (gene CLIC3). Lineage: Eukaryota; Metazoa; Chordata; Mammalia; Didelphimorphia; Didelphidae. The record is from RefSeq and is a predicted model, not a curated record.